AUGGGUUGUUUGUAUUGUUUUCAAUGCCGGUUUCUUUUGAUGAUUUCAUGCUUUGAUGCUUUUAUAACCGCCGGGUUGAUGCUGACAAAUUCGGAAGUUGAGGGCGUAGAUGUCGCUAAUUCGGACGACCGAUCGGCCGAUAUUGAGCUUGAAUUAACGACAUGCCUUCGAAGACUCACCAAUGGGCACAAUGCAAUGUCUAGGAGUACCGUGAAUUACUCUGACGAAGGAGUUGCAAUGGUCCGCGACAUCCUGUUCAUCCAAGGCCUUUUUUGUCUAACUUCUGUCAUCGAGCUCUGCAUGAAAGGUUCAUCUUCAAUGCAACUUCGGCAUCCGUCAGCUGUCUUUCUUUCAAGUUCGACUGUCCUCUAUUGUCUUAUUGUAGGUUCUCGCGUUUACUCGAUCUUCAACGGGCCAGAAUUGGUAGGUUACCAAACACUCACAAUGCCAUAUGCUUCAGCGGCAGCCACCCCCCAAAACAAAAACCACUCCACCCUCAACCUCCCACCCAGUCACCCCGAUGGUACAAGAGAUAUGAAGUCUUCUUUAGCUACGACCUUGGCGGUUCAUGCAGUAAUCCUCGGUCUGGUGUCGCUUAAUGAAGAAGGGCAAUGUUUGUGCGACCACGUGAGUGAGGAGGGUAGCAUUGGGGAGAUAUGUAUGCAUAUUGGACUGUAUCUUGCCAUAUUCUUAUGGCUAAACUCGAACGGGAGUUUGAAUCACCUCAAAUUCCUUAACAUAUCAACUUUUCCUAACACCCCUCAGUUAACAUCAUCCCGUGCUACGCCGGUAUGGGACGUAUCAAUUCAAUUUGAUCUGAUCUGGUAUCUUAAGCGCAUCGCUACCUUCGCUAUCACCCAUCUUACCUCCCCUCAAAGCCACUGGCGCAAACUCGUUAACGCACUCGCUUGCUUGAUGAAAGAAACCACAUCCCAAACUCCAACCAGACCAGACCAGACCCAUACCGCAGACGCCAGGUUCCCCAGAAAAGCGUAUUUUCAGAAUGGUACGCUUUGCUGUGAGAUGGAAAGGCAGAAGAUGACCAGGACUGAAUGUAAGAAUAUGGGACUGGAGGGGGAAAAGAGGGGAGAUGAUCUGAAAGGACCAUGGUACACAUGUGUGGCAUGGGCGUAUUGGCGGCCAUUCCACAACCAUCGGCGUUUUGGAUAA
Molecule: messenger RNA, 1170 nt
Organism: Lindgomyces ingoldianus
Lineage: Eukaryota; Fungi; Ascomycota; Dothideomycetes; Pleosporales; Lindgomycetaceae
Exons: 11
Coding region: 1-1170 (389 amino acids)
Source: RefSeq, a predicted model, not a curated record